Molecule: messenger RNA, 1395 nt
Organism: Rhizophagus irregularis DAOM 181602=DAOM 197198
Lineage: Eukaryota; Fungi; Glomeromycota; Glomeromycetes; Glomerales; Glomeraceae
Biological process (GO): circadian behavior; adult locomotory behavior; modulation of chemical synaptic transmission
Cellular component (GO): cytoplasm
Molecular function (GO): protein binding
Source: RefSeq, a predicted model, not a curated record
AUGGUAAGAGGAUAUUCAUUAAAUCAAGAUUUAAAAUUGUUAGUGAAUAAUCCAAAGUAUAGUGAUAUAGAAAUUUUAUGUAAGGAUGAAAGGAAAUUAUAUGCUUGUAGAGCAAUUUUAGCAGCAAGGUCCGAAGUACUUGAUGGACUGCUUUAUAAUGGGAUGAAAGAGAGUUUCGAAAAACAAAUUUCUCUUCCAACGAUCAAUUCUUGUGGAAUGGAAAUCAUAUUAGAAUAUAUUUAUGUUGGAUCAAUUAAAGAAAAUUCUUUGACUAAAGAUAAUAUAGUCGAAACUUAUUAUGCUGCGGAUUAUUUUCAAAUAACAAGUCUUCAAGAAUUAAUUAUGAAUAAUUUCAGAAAUUCACUAGAAAACAAUUACACAAGAAAUUAUUUACCAGAGUUAUUAUCUAAAGUCGCGGAAAUAAUGCCAUUAUCAGAAGAUAAUAUUCUUCUUGAUUUAUUUGUCAAAGAAAUAGCAUCUGUUUCAUUAAAUGAUAUUGAAUUUGGUCGAUUAUCUAUUACAGCUCUUCAAUAUCUUUUAUUUUAUACAUAUGAAAAAGAAAUACCUUUCGCAACACCAGAAUAUGAAGUAUUUCGAUAUAGCGCUAUUCUUGCAGCAAAACAAGUUUCUAAUAUUACAUACAAAACUCUUAUGGAACGGUUGCCAACUUUAGAGCAAAUAGAGGACUCGAUUCAAUUAGAAAAUAAAUUUAUCGCGAAUCAUCAAAAAGUUUCUAAAGAAUUGGAUCCAUUGAUCAAAUAUAUCGAUUUCAAGCGAAUCAAAAGAAGUCAAUUUGAUUUCAUUGAACCGUUAAAAAUUAUUCCAGCUGAAAUAAUUCAACAAAAUUCAGAACCGAUUAAUACAGAUUUAAUAAAUAUUCGAGGAAUACCGAUUUAUAGAAUUAAAGAAUCUGAUCUUUUUUGGGAUGAGUCGGCAUGUGGAUCAAAUCUUAAUAUUAGUGAUAAUGGGAAAGUUGUAAGUGCAUCGGAUUAUUGUAAUUACCAACGAAGCGUUAGAGCCAAUAUAUUAUUAGAAAAUAAAGGUAUUUAUGAAUGGGAUGUUAUCAUUGAGAAAGCUUGUACAUAUGCCUGGGUUGGAGUGUGCGCAUCAGAAAAUUUUAGUUUUCAAACGGCUGCAGGACUUCAACCCACUGGAUGGGUAUUAGGUUCCGGUGGUUAUUGCGCUAAUUCAACGUCAAAAUAUUGUCCUUCAUUUGGAGAUGGCACAAAAGUUACUGUUCAUUUAGAUAUGAAUAAAAGAACUUGUGCUUUUACAGUCAAUGGUACAAAAUAUAAGGAGGUAUUGGCAUGGAAUGAUUUACCGUCAAAACUUUAUCCAGUGGUAUCAUUACGUCGUUCUGGCUGCUUUCGAAUUCAACCUUAUCAAAAAAAUUAG